UGUCCCUCCCUGACUCCGGCUUACGUGCUUCAUUCACUCCCGGGGCCUGGAGGAGAGGAUCGUGGGCUUGGCAGAGGGCUUAGAUGGUGGAAUAGCAUCACAUAGCGUUACGACAAAGAGCAGAAGGUGUCGGCAGCCACUUGCCUGGCAAACCAUACAGAAUGUUCUCCAGAUUAAGAAUAGCUUCCGCUCCCUGCGUGUCGGCAUGUCGCGGAGUACAUACAAAAGACAAAGGCAAGGUCUUGAUGCUGAACCCCAGAACAAAUAAGGGCAUGGCGUUUACGUUAAAAGAGCGGCAAAUGCUUGGCCUCCAGGGACUUCUACCACCAAAGUUUGAGACGCAAGACAUCCAAGCCUUACGGUUUCAUAGGAACGUGGGGAAAAUGACCGACCCUUUGGAAAAAUACAUCUAUGUGAUGGGCAUGCAGGAAAGAAACGAGAAGCUAUUCUACAGGGUAUUGCAAGAUGAUAUUGAGCAAUUAAUGCCAAUUGUUUAUACACCAACAGUAGGCUUAGCGUGUUCCCAGUAUGGACAUAUCUUUAGGAGGCCAAAAGGGUUAUUCAUUGCCAUAACAGAUAGGGGCCAUAUCAGAUCCGUUGUGAAUAACUGGCCAGAAAACGAUGUGAAGGCUGUUGUCGUCACAGAUGGAGAACGGAUAUUGGGUCUUGGUGAUCUGGGUGUGUAUGGGAUGGGGAUUCCUGUUGGCAAGCUCUGCUUAUAUACAGCAUGUGCUGGAAUACAACCCGACAAGUGCCUCCCCGUGUGUAUUGAUGUCGGCACAGACAAUCAGACGCUUCUGCAGGACCCGUUUUAUAUGGGGCUCUACCAGAACCGAGACCGCUCUCAGCUGUACGAUGAACUCAUUGAUGAGUUCAUGGAAGCCAUCGUAGACAGGUAUGGCCAAAACACCCUCAUUCAGUUUGAAGACUUUGGCAACCACAACGCUUUCCGCUUUUUGAGGAAAUACAGAGAGAAAUAUUGUACCUUCAAUGAUGAUAUACAGGGGACAGCUUCGGUGGCCUUAGCUGGGUUGUUGGCAGCGCAGAAAGUUCUUGGUAAACCAAUUACAGAGCACCAGAUCUUGUUCCUUGGUGCAGGAGAGGCUGCCCUUGGAAUUGCAAAUCUCAUCGUCAUGGCUAUGGUGGAAAGCGGUCUUUCUCCAGAAAAAGCUUAUAAGAAAAUAUGGAUGUUCGACAAAUACGGCUUAUUGGUUCAGGGUCGGGAACAAACAGUUGAUGCCAACCAAGAGUCCUUUACUCACGCAGCCCCAGACCAGGUGCCAAAGACCUUCUUAGAAGCAGUGAAUGUGCUUCAGCCUUCGGCCAUCAUUGGGGUUGCAGGCGCAGGCCGGCUCUUCUCUCACGACGUUCUCAAAGCGAUGGGCUCCAUCAACCAGAGACCGAUCAUAUUUGCACUGAGUAACCCUACUGCGAAAGCCGAGUGCACUGCUGAGGAGGCAUACACAUUAACAGAGGGGCGUUGUCUGUUCGCAAGCGGCAGCCCUUUUGAGCCAGUGAAGCUAAGUGAUGGGCGAUCCUUCAAACCGGGACAAGGAAACAAUGCGUACAUAUUUCCAGGUGUUGCUCUUGCUGUUAUUCUCAGUGGGGUUCGGCACAUUAGCGAUCAAGUUUUCCUGGAGGCUGCGAAGGCGUUAACAGAGCAGCUGACCGAGGAAGAACUUGCCGAGGGACGGCUUUAUCCUCCUCUUGCAAACAUCCGGGAGGUUUCCAUUAACAUUGCCGUUAAAGUUAUGGAAUUUUUGUAUGCCAACAACAUGGCUUUCCAUUACCCUGAGCCUGCAGACAAGAACAAGCACAUACGGUCGAGGAUCUGGAACACUAAGUACGAAUCGUUUCUGCCAGAUUUGUAUGAUUGGCCAGAAUCUACGGCGUAUCCACCCAAAACACACUGACUCGCCCAAGGGGCAUGUUCCUCAGGUGGCACCUGAAAUUCUGCAGGGAAUCUCUUUCCGGAACAGAUUUAAAACCAGGAAUGUUUUGAGACUUUUAUUUUUUUUCCAACAACAACAAAAGUAUUUUUAAACCUUGCCCCAUAACAAUUGCUUGGAUUGCUCCUGGUGUAGAUUUUCCCUCUGACGAUUUGCAUUCCAGUGGAUGGAAGUGAUUUAUCUGGAACCAAGAUACAAAAACUUACAUUGAUUUUUUUUUUUAAAAAAAACUUCACUUUUACAGUCCUCAGGGUCACUUAACCAUAUACAGGAAAUCCUUAAUUGUCAUUCCUGUUAUAUAGACCCAGUUUAUAUAUUUAGUGCUGAAGCUUCUUCUGAGCUGCCCCACUUCAGACUGCAAGUGAUCUUCUUUAUCUAUAUUGGAAAGGAAUAAACUCACUGAGUGUAGAAAAUUAGCAUGUCAGAAAGAUUUGGCCUAGCCUUUUGGCAUGUGCUGUUUUUCUACUUGCACAGAACUUAUUUUUUUAUGGAGGAAACAUUCAGACAUGCAACCUUCCAGUAUCCUGAAGUGGUGCAGCGCAGAAAAGGUUUUACCUCUUGAUCUGACUGCAUGCAUAAACUGGGCCUUCAGCUGGCUACCAAAUCUCUCCAUCCCCUUUUUGUACUGUAUUUUAUAUGUGGCCUGAUGGCCCUUGCAGUUGUCUGAUGUUCUGAGCUUUGUGGCCUCAAUUGGGCAAUGUCAGAUUUUAGGACGGGCUACCAGCUUCCUUUGCAGGUAAACCUGAUGAGUUGUCUGUUCUGAGCUUCGAGUAAGCAACUUUGCCCUUCUUUAGCUCUGCUAUAAAAGACAAAAACAAAACUUUGCCAGCAAGCAUGAUUUCAGAGUGCUUCCACAAGGCAGUUUAUUGUGAAGUCUUUGCCGUUCACAAAUGCAGCUUCCACACAAUGUCACAAUGCCCUCCCAUAUUAUUUUCCCAUUUAAUACGGGUUUACCGUUUCUGCAGAAAAUCCAGGAAGUAACACCCUCCUCGCAAAAAACAACAACAAUAGAACUGGCUUAAAUGCGGUGGGCUAAAUUAUGGGAUGGCAUUCUGAUGAGGAUGAUGUUUCAGGGAUGCAGCAAAAAACCUUUGUGCGUGAACAGCACAGAGUCCACAGUAAACUGUGUGUAAGUGACCUAAGUCUCUUGAAUCUAUACUAGGGGUGUGAGAACCUUUGACCCUCCAGAUGUUGCUGAACUACAACUUCCGUCAUCCCUGGCCCAAUGGCCAUGCUUGCUGGGGCUGAUGGAAGUUGGAGUUCAGCAACAUCUGGAGGGCCAAAGGUUCUCCACCCCGUGCGCCCAGUGUUGGCUUCUACAGUGUCUCAUGCAACUUUGGGUUUGCGACCAAGGUACGUGUGAGGUAUCCAUUCUACCCAUUUUGCCUUUUCAAAGUUUUUCACUGCGGGGUGGUUACACUCCAUAGCCCCAAAUCCUGGACCUGCAAUGCAUCCUCAGAGCUGUGUCCCAAUGGCAUCAGCAUUGGGGUAGUCUUCCCAUCUCUGCAUUUCAGUCUCCUGCACAGGGCAUCCCCAGCUCCCAUGGGAAUUCUGCAUUGGAAAAACACAAUACCCACCCAAGCUUUGGAUUGAGGCAUGCAUUUAGGAGUUAGCUUGAACCCGCUUUAUUUUACAACGCAAUAGCAAGAAUUGUUGGGUACAUU
Messenger RNA from Zootoca vivipara (common lizard), 3613 nucleotides. RefSeq names its product malic enzyme 2 (gene ME2). Gene Ontology annotation, biological process: malate metabolic process; pyruvate metabolic process. Gene Ontology annotation, molecular function: NAD binding; malate dehydrogenase (decarboxylating) (NADP+) activity. The record is from RefSeq and is a predicted model, not a curated record. NCBI's taxonomy places the organism in Eukaryota, Metazoa, Chordata, Lepidosauria, Squamata, Lacertidae. Gene Ontology annotation, cellular component: mitochondrion.